AUGGUGUCGAUCCGGAACGCAACGGCAAAUGACCUGCUCGAGGUGCAGAACUCGAAUCUAUGGUGCUUGCCAGAGAACUACCAGAUGAAGUACUACUACUACCACAUCAUGACGUGGCCCCAGCUCCUCUACGUGGCGGAGGAUCGCGAGCGCAAGAUUGUCGGCUACGUCUUGGCCAAAAUGGAAGAGGAAGCGUCGGUGCCCCACGGCCACAUCACGUCGCUAGCCGUGCUGCGGACGCACCGCAAGUGCGGACUCGCGACGAAGCUCAUGCAGGCAGCCCAGCGUGCGAUGGUGGAGAGUUUCGGCGCUGAGUACGUGUCACUGCACGUCCGGGAGAGCAACGUCGCGGCUAUUCAUCUGUACCGCCGGACGCUCAAGUACCAGGUGUAUGCCAUUGAGAAGGCGUAUUAUGCUGACGGUGAAGACGCGUACGACAUGCGCAUGCCGUUCACGGACAAGUGCAAUCAGGCAUUUGCUUCACAGGUGAACCGAUUGAAAAAGGUGCUGGUCGAGAAAGAUGCAAAGGCUGCUGAGAAAUUGGCAGCUUAG
This is a messenger RNA of Peronospora matthiolae, 552 nucleotides long. The record is from the annotation of a GenBank genome assembly. Lineage: Eukaryota; Oomycota; Peronosporomycetes; Peronosporales; Peronosporaceae.